Aphanomyces invadans is the source of this 4171-nucleotide messenger RNA. RefSeq lists its product as hypothetical. Gene Ontology annotation, biological process: nuclear-transcribed mRNA catabolic process, nonsense-mediated decay. The transcript is spliced from 4 exons. The record is from RefSeq and is a predicted model, not a curated record. Gene Ontology annotation, molecular function: protein binding; RNA binding. Gene Ontology annotation, cellular component: exon-exon junction complex; cytoplasm. Lineage: Eukaryota; Oomycota; Saprolegniomycetes; Saprolegniales; Verrucalvaceae. The coding region runs from base 24 to 3116 and encodes 1030 amino acids.
CGCUUUUAAAAUAUUGUACAUUCAUGCGUGUUUUGUAUGGAAUUUUGCCAAACGAAAUAAAAUUCACCGCCUUCGGCAAUCGAAACACCAGCCAUCGAAGCAACAUGCAAGAUUCCUUGCGCGAGACUCUUCGGCAACAAAAUAGCCGCGAAGCGUGCGCGGAGAUGCAAAAAGCCAUCUCGACUGGGAAGGUAAAGCUCAAGAGCGACCUGAAGAAGUCCAGCGCGUUGGUGAAGAAGCUCAAGGUUCUUGGUGACUCGAAUCUGCAAGCGUGCUUGAAAGAUGUCAGCGAGCUCAACUUGACGCGGUACCUCAGCGAGUGUGUGGUAUCUCUCGUGGAGGCUGCAGGCGCGUUAAAGCCAAGCGAAGUGUCAUCUCAUGUCCAUCUCAUCAGUGCGCUGCACCAACGAUACGGAGUGACAGACAUCACGGAACCGCUCGUGCAGUCGUACUGCGCUGCGGCGUUCGCUCCACCUGCUGUCGCUCCACCUGGCACCCCCGUGGAUGUUGCCGCCAAGCAACGUCAACUGAAGCGCCGUCUGGUUACUCUGCGCAUCCUCACCGAGCUGUUCUUUGUGGGCGUGCUGACGGACGCAUCGGUCAUCCAUAACAUUCUUCACACCGUCGUCACGCGUGAAGAGCUCCAUGCGAAGCCUUCCAAGAAGCAAUCGUCAUCUCAAAGUAGCAAGCAACCGCCGCUCGAUGUCCCAUUACUUGUGAGUUUUGCCAAGUACGCUGGUCCGGAUUUCUUGGGCACGGUGUCGACCGAGUCUACCUCCGCGGAUGGAGGGUCCCGCGGCCUCUGCGGCGCGUCCAUCACGGUUCCCGCGGUCAUCCAGGCGCAGCUUCGCGCGUUGUUCGACCAGGCCUUCGACAUGAUUGCAACGAUGUACGUGAACCAGCACCAGACUGUUCGCAAACUCGAGAAGCGAAACAUGAAGGAGGAAGUGAACCGCGGCGAGUUGAGCGAGGAGCAUGUUGCGGACUUGGCGGCCGCGACUCUUCUCUGUGAAAAGCUCACGGGUAGCAUCACGACGCUGUCGGAGGCACUGCAACGGCCCAUGCCGGCGCUGCCCGUGGACAACUCGGACGACGCGCGACUGGCGCAGCUCCUUUUGUGGGACGGCGGCGAAGGCCGCGCGGAACUUCAUGCGGAUGGCCCGUUCGACGACGAAGACACUCGUUCGUUCUAUGAGGACUUGCCCGACCUGCUGGAGCUCGUGCCGGCGGUCGUCCUCGGCUUAACGGAGACCGAAGUGGCAGAGCUCAAGAUGAAGAAAGAGGCGAGUUCCGCCGAGGCCGAGGCCGAAGCGGCGGCAGCAGCAGCACACGACGAUGACGGCGCAAUCGACGACCUGGCGCCGCCACUCGUUGGAGACGAUGCCGACAGUGGGGCGGCCGAUUCGGAGGCCCCAGCGGCGCCCAACGACACCGUUCUCGACACUGAUGACGACAAAGCAACUGCAAGCGCCGCCCAAACCACGUCAUACCAUCACCAAAUGGAUGCGUUCUUCGCUUCGUUGGAAGACAUGGUGAAUCGCGAUCGGUGCGACAAGGCAGCCGUCGACUUUUGUUACCGCAACACCAAGGCGGCGCGAACGAGGCUCGUCAACACGUUGUAUAGCGUCCCUCGGACACAUUUGGAGCUGCUUCCGUACUACAGUCGGCUCCUGGCGGCGCUGGCGAGGGUCCUGAAAGAGGACGUUGGCGGCGCGCUCGUCGAUUUGCUCGUCCACGAAUUCAACUACUUUCAAAAGAAAAAGAACCAGUAUCGACUCGAAUCCAAGGUCAAGAACAUUCGCUUUCUUGCGGAACUGACCAAGUUCAAAGUGGCGCCGCCGAUGGUCGGGUUUCGAUGCCUCCGCCGGUGCUUUAGCGAUUUUCAGGGCCACAACGUUGUGAUUGCAACCACGUUUCUCGAAACGUGUGGCCGGUUUCUCUACUGCUCCAAGUACACCCACGUUCGCACGGCGCAGUGCCUCGACAUCAUGAUGCGCCUCAAGGCCGCCAAACACCUCGACCCGCUCGCCGACACGCUCGUCCAGAACGCGUUCUACAUGUGCAAGCCCCCCGAAGUCGUCGCCCGCGUCAAAGCCCCACGCGACCCGAUCUACCUCUUCAUGCUCCACUUGCUCUACUCGGAGCUCACGCCCGAGAGCGUCGGCAAAGUCGUUCGCAUCUGCCGCAAGUUUGACUGGGAUCAUGCCGACACAACUCGAUGGUUCAUCAAAGCGGUGCUCAAAGUCACAACGGCGCAAGUCCUUCACAUGGCGGCCGUCUGCGACGUUGUGGCGGGCUUAUCCCGAUAUCACGAGGAACUGAGUGUGUACAUUGUCGACACUGUGAUCGAAGCGAUUCAGUUGCACUUGACGCUCAACCAUUACAAGUACCACCAGCGCAACCUGGGCUUGGUCAAGCUCCUGGGCGAGCUGUACAACCACCAGCUAGUCACGUCGGUCGUUGUGUUUGACAUCUUGUACGGGUUCCUAAACCACUCGCACGACAUGGCGGCGGCGACGCUCCCGGACGAGUUCGUUCGACGCAUGGCGCUUGUGCCCGACAUGAAGUACGAUCGUCGCAUGAUGAUGCGCCACCACCCGAUGACGUUCUGGCGUAGGUUUGACCCGCGCGUGCCGUCCGAUGUCGACAGCGACCGCAACGUGUUUCGAGUGCGGCUGAUCUGUGCGCUGCUCGAGACGUGCGGGGCGAGCUUUGAUCGGGGCAUCACCAAGCGCAAGCUCGAUCGAUUUCUCGUGUUUUUUCAGCGAUACUUGCUGGCCAAGGCAGACGUGCCGCUCGAAACAGAGUUUGUCGUGCUCGACACGUUUGAUUUGCUCUCGACCAAAGGUAUUCGUCCUGUUUGUGCAACAACGAACGGUCGUCGCUUGACUUGGUGUGGAUGUGCCCCCAGACAAAGUCGCGCGGUACGACUCGUGGGAACAAGUGGAUGCGGCAGCGCAUGCGAUUUGGGCCGUCGAGCUCCAGCAAGCCGAAAAGCGCGUCGCCAAGGCCAAGGCGGCGUCGAUCCCUGGCAGCAGCGCCGCGUCGACAACAGUCCUCCCCAUCCCGGAAGAAUACGACGACGACGACGAUGCCGGCGACAACGACGACGAUGACAAUUCGUCCAGCGAUGACAAUGAGCGCGCCGGCGGCGGCGCCACGUCUAGCGAAGAUGAGGACGAGGAAGACGACGAAGAUGAAGACGAGGACGACGACGAAGACGACGAAGACGAUGUUGAAGAGGAGGAACAUAUUAUCGUCAAGCACGACGCCAAGAUCGAAGAAGACGACGAGUUCGACAAGGCGUUCAAGGCGAUGAUGCAAAGCAGCGUCGAGUCGCGCAAGCACAUUCCCCGCGUGAAUGCAGACAAGAUGGCGAUCCCGACAGUCGUCAAGACAACCCACCACGUCGCGGACGAACCGACGGCGGCGUCGAUGGUGUUUCGCGUGUUGAAGCGCGGGAACAAGGGCAAGCUCGAGGCGCGGGAGAUCCUCGUGCCGCAAGCGACGUCGCUGGCGCAGCACAGCCAGCGCCAGGAAGACGCGGGCAAGAAGGAACAGUCGGAGCUCAAGCGCCUCGUCCUCCUCAACGUCGAGCGCGAUGAAAUGAACUACGAAGACGAAGACGGCGCACUGUCGCCGCCACCGACAAGCGCAUCGCUUCAGUCCAACCACACGAGUCGGCAUUACAUCAAACCGACGCGCCACCGCGAACCCAACAACACGAGCUCGUACAUUGUGGCCAACCCGACAGGGCGCGGGGCGACGUGGGGGACGCUGGAAUCGUUCCUCGAGAUGAAGAAGACGUCGAUCGUUGGCGUUGGGCCCCAGGCAGCGACGCGAGGCGGCCGGGCUGGCGGCCGUGGCUACCGCAGUGGGCGUUAAGAUUACCGUGUGCGAACCGUGCAUUUGCAGGCAUCACGGCCACCACGGGACGAUUGUUGACUGCCGCUGCGUCGCCGAGCACGGGAGGAAUGGCGACGGCAUGGCGACAGCGGGCCCUAGCACCGACCUGUGCGAACACCCACGGAGCUGUCGGUCGGUUCUGCGGCGUCGUGGGCGGUGGUUGAAAACGGGAGAGCGGCAUCGACAGAAGUAGACUAGUGUGGAUGAUGAUGCGUGUAAAACCAGUCAACGAGAUGCUGUGCCCGGCCCACGGCUUGCUUCUCGA